AUGAGCAAACCAACAAGCGCUCAGAAGGAAGAAAGCCAGAAUGACCUUUCGGAGGAAGAUCUUUCCAUUGAAAUUGUAAAUGUACAGAAAAUUGAGAGAAUUGAAAAUGCAAACUCUCCGAGUAGUAUCAGCAACAACAGCGGCAUAGGGAGGACCAGUACCGAUCAUUCAUCACCAUUGUCAUCAUCAAGUAGUCUUCACUAUCUAAAUGGUGAUGAUGAAGAUCGAUUUCUAACACCACGAGAGCGUAUCAAAAAGUAUUACUCUUCAUUUACAUCCUAUAACAAUAUGGAUUUUUCAUCCGUGUUGAACGAUCCAAAGGAUGUUGCUUCCAACUCAUCACCACUUCUUUCCUUGUCAAUGAUUUCAUCAUGGUUUUCAUCAUCUUCUCAUAACAGUACGGCAUCAAGUUCUUUAAAAAACAAUGUUGAUGAAACUGGAGAUGAAAUUAUUCGUGGGAUUUCUACAGAGGACUAUGCAUUUAUUGAUGCCCUCAAUGAAAAGAAUUAUGACUCAAUUCAAGUUGACAGGAAAUUUCAUCCAACAAGUCAAACAAAGAAGAGUAGAAUAUCAAUCAGUCAAACGCCAUCCACGAUCGGAAACGAAAUUUCGUUGUCAGACUUUAAGAGUUAUUUUGAAAUGUUAGAAAAGUUUCCCAACAGAGAAGAUUUAAAAAAACAGCUUUCAUAUCGGUCUCUAAAAGAAUUUUCUUCCAAUGCAAGUUUGCUAGAAUCCAUGACUAAACGAGAAGGUAUUCCUGCUUACUUUUUUGAUGGAAAUUUUGAUCUGUCAAAAGCAGAGUAUUUCAAUAAGAUUUUUAAUACAGAAAACGAAUCAGCAUCAUUAUUAUUGCAAGAAAAAUUGAGUUAUUAUCUGGACCAAGUUGAAAAUCAAGUUCAAAAACAAGUCAAUGAUCGAUCAUGUGAAAUAUUUGACUCGAUGAUCAAGUAUGAUGACUUGUAUGAAACACUGCUCCAAUCACUUCCUCUUGUGCAAGAACUUCGGAAAAAAAUUUCAAAAUAUGAACAAGGUGCCGUUUUGCGGCCCUUAGAGGUAGCAAAUUUAGUUCGAAAAAAACAAAAUUUGAAAAAAACUUUAGAAUAUAUGAAAAUUAUUGAAUCUAUUCAUGACAGUAUGGAGGCUGUUAAAUUAUUAGUGUCACAGAGAGGAGAUUUAUUAUCUGCGUUGGAAAUUUUAUCAACCAUUGAACACACAUUUCAGAAAAAUAUUGAACUUUCCAACAUCUCAUGUCUCAAGCACAUUCCUAAAGCAAUUAAUAUUGAACUUCAGGUUAUUGAUGAAACAAUUAAGCAAGAGUUUGCAGACCUUAUCACUGAAGUUAUGCAUGACAGUGAGUCAUUGGAAUGGACUUGGAAUUUAUCUUCUCUUCUUACUGCCGUGUUACAUAGAGAUUUGUCCACUUCAGUAAUGUUGUUUACAAAAAAGCAUGUUGGUACAAUCCUUUCGGAAGUCUAUGAGAAAGUAUUAUCUCCACUCAAAACAGAUGCAUCAGAAGAUGUUAAAUUAACUUUAUCAAAACUUGAACCUCAACAAUUUUGUGAUAUGUUUGAAUCGUUAACAAAGAAAUGUUUGGAAAAACUGGAGAGGAUUUCAAAUAUCUCACGCGCUGUAGAUAAAUUCUGUAAAGAGACCAAUGAAAAGAGUGAUGUAAAUACAGACAAAAUUGUAGUGAAUAGCGUCAAGCUGAAAAAUUUAAAUCGAGAAACUCAAAAAAUUUUACUGUUCAUGAAUGAGAACAUUCAACAAUAUUGUGUAACAAUAUGCAGUGCUGUAGAUAAUACUAUCAUCAAAUUUUCAAAUGCCAUACUUUCUCGGUACAUGACCAUUGGAAACAGCUUUAUUGAAAGUUGUGACAAGUUGUGCAAUCAGAAAUCAUCCAUUUUAAAAGGAAAAUUCCAAUCUCAUGGUCAGAUUUAUCUCGACCAAUUCCACAACAUUUAUGUACAACGAUUGAAAAAACGUUUGGCUCGUGACAAUUGGGAACCUGUGCCAAGCAUUCCAGAAAAGUAUCAAAAAGCUGCCAUCCAACUUUUGGGUACAACCACUUUCGAUACUUUCUCAACAUCCUCACAAACCACCACUCCUCCCAAAAUUUCCUCUCCAGUAUCUUCAAUGCUUCGAUCCGAUUCAUCUCCAAGUCUUGCUCAAACUCAUGCAGAAGAUAAGACCUCAUACAUUCUAGCAAACGGAAUCAAAUUUAAACUUUCAACAAGCAGCUUGUGUCUUCUCAAAUUCAUAGCCAAAUAUUGCACAUUACUUUCCAAGGAGUAUGUCUUCAUCAGCGCAGUGGAUUUGCAUGGAAGAAUUCUCAAACUCAUGCAAGUGUAUAAUUUAGAGUUGAGAGAAUUGGUGCUCAUGGCAAAAGCACGAGAAAUUAAUAAUUCCAUUACCACCAUUACUCCAAAACAUUUGAUUCUUGCAUCAGAUUGUAUUCACUUUUUAAUCAUUCUAAUUCCUUACAUUCAAUCCAAAAUUGAGGAUGCACUCCAAGAAGGUCAAAAAAAACAACUGAUCAAAUUCAGCGAUUUCGUGAAUGAUUUGUUAGAACAUCGAAUCUCAAUAUUCGAGAAAAUUAUUUCAAUUUUAAUAGAGGCUCUGAAAGCUCAAUGUGAAGGCAUUACAAGCUUUAAUUGGAAUGACAAGUUAGACCAAAAAACUCAAACACCAUUCAUUACCAUGAUUAAGCAAACCAAUAGUGUUCAUAGAACUCUCAGUUCGAGCUCCUUUCUUUCUUCUAAUAUAAUGGAAUUACAGAAAUAUUCAACACGAGUUUACGAUUUGCUCAUUGAUAAGAUUUGUGAAGCCAUUCAGAAGGUGAACACAUCAUCAACACCCAAUAUUUUCAAAACAGAACCUAUCAAGUCACGUGUGAUUGCUGAUAUUUCACUCAUUCAACGAGAAAUCACAAAGAAGACAGAAUCAUCAACUGUUGCAUUAACAAACAUUGAAAAGUUGAAUAAUUUAAUGAUGAUCUGA
Molecule: messenger RNA, 2997 nt
Organism: Naegleria fowleri
Lineage: Eukaryota; Heterolobosea; Eutetramitea; Acrasida; Naegleriidae
Exons: 5
Coding region: 1-2997 (998 amino acids)
Biological process (GO): retrograde transport, endosome to Golgi; Golgi to vacuole transport
Cellular component (GO): GARP complex
Molecular function (GO): syntaxin binding
Source: RefSeq, a predicted model, not a curated record